Messenger RNA from Mercenaria mercenaria, 4081 nucleotides. Its product is annotated as glutaminase kidney isoform, mitochondrial-like. Bases 304 to 2010 code for a protein of 568 amino acids. The record is from RefSeq and is a predicted model, not a curated record. NCBI's taxonomy places the organism in Eukaryota, Metazoa, Mollusca, Bivalvia, Venerida, Veneridae. Gene Ontology annotation, molecular function: protein binding; glutaminase activity. Gene Ontology annotation, biological process: L-glutamine catabolic process. The transcript has 15 exons.
AAAGCGGUAGAUGUUGUGUUUUAUAAUAUAGGUCAUUAGUUCGGAUGAGAAAAUACAUAAGAUAUAAUUAUGUUCGGAAUAUGAUCCACGUAAUAAAACAGUUUUGUAGUAAAUAAACCGUCUGUAUUAACAUUUAUUGGACGCGCUCAAUGGAAUUGUGUCACUGAACAGAUAAUACCAUACUUUUAAAACCUGUGUGAAAAAAGUCUAUCUUUGUGGCAAAGCUAUUGAAUAAUAUUUGAUAUAUAGUGUAGGUAUAAGUAAAUAGUCAUUGAGCAAAAUAAUUAAUUUAAAACAAACAAGAUGUCUGACAAUCCACAGAAUCUUAAACGAAGGAUAUCGAGCCUUAAACAAUGGCAGGAAGGCUUAGAGGAACUACUUUCUUCCGGCAUGGAGGACUUUGAGGAGAAGUUGUUCAACUUCCUGUGUGAUCAAAAUGAACUCGUUUCCAUGGAUAAAUUUAAAAAUUUGUUGGAAGAGACCGGACUGCGGGAUAACGACUUCCGGUUGAAUGAGACGAUGCAAAAGUUUCGUAACGUAUUAGAGAGGCAAUUGCACGAUGAGCACGAGCUAAGGGGUAUGAUGGACAAAGAAACAUUUCUGGAUUGUGUUUCUGACAACAUAGUUGUGAUAUCAAAAGCACUGACCAGCCAGUUUGUUAUACCAGAAUUCAGGACAUUCACUGACAUCAUUGACAAAAUUUUCGAAAAAUGUGUGUACAACGAGAAAGGAAAGCCAGCGCAGUAUAUCCCACAACUAGCCAGAGGAAAUCCAAAACAUUGGGGUGUGUCCAUAUGCACAGUAGAUGGCCAAAGGUAUGACUUAGGGGAAACAAAUAUUCCUUUCUGUCUGCAGUCAGUAGUUAAGCCCCUAACAUACGCUCUCACGCUGAACGACCUAUCCCCAGAUGUUGUUCACAGGUUUGUAGGGCAAGAGCCCAGUGGAAGAUCUUUCAACGAGCUCACACUCGACUAUCAAAACAAACCUCACAACCCUAUGAUAAAUGCCGGUGCAAUCGUGACAUCUUCACUGCUGAAGAAAGGUUUGGUCAUCGCUGACAGAUUCGAUUAUGCGAUGGACGAGCUGAAGAGAUUGUCAGGUCAAGAACACGUCACAUUCAACAACUCAGUGUAUUUGUCAGAAAGAGCUACCGCAGACAGAAACUUUGCCUUGGGUUAUUACAUGAGGGAAAACAAAUGUUUUCCAUCUGAAGCUGAUCUGGUAGAAACUUUAGAGUUUUAUUUCCAACUGUGCUCAAUCGAGGUAACUGCACAAUCCGGGGCUGUUAUAGCGGCUACAUUAGCCAAUGGCGGGAUAUGCCCUACAACGGGAGAUAAGGUGCUUAACUCAGAGGCUGUACGAAAUACUCUUUCACUGAUGCACUCAUGCGGCAUGUACGAUUAUUCCGGGCAGUUUGCUUUUAAGGUAGGACUGCCUGCAAAGUCAGGCGUGGCUGGAGGAGUUUUACUUGUAAUUCCAAAUUUGAUGGGAAUUUUUACCUGGUCCCCUCCACUGGACCAGUGGGGUAACAGCAGCAGAGGGGUACAAUUCUGUGAGGAACUGGUGGCUAACUUUAAUUUCCACAACUACGACAAUCUCAAACAUACCAGCAAGAAGUACGAUCCUCGAGGUCGUGCCGUGGAGUCCAAGGCCCAAGAUGUUGUCAACGUACUCUUCAGUGCUUUCAAUGGUGACGUCACUGCUAUGAGAAGGUACGCCUUACUGGGUAUGGACAUGUCGCUUGCCGACUAUGAUGGAAGAACAGCUUUGCAUCUUGCCGCUGCCGAAGGACACGAGUCAAUCGUUCGAUUUCUGCUCGAGAAAUGUAAUGUUAAUCCUCAUCAAAAAGACAGAUGGAACUUCACAGCUUACGAUGAUGCUAAGCGGUUCAAACAUGACGAUGUGGCAAAGAUUCUUCUGGAAUAUAUGAAGAAACAUCCGACACCAGAGGGAGAACUUCAGAUCGAAGAUAUCAAUGAAAAAAUUAAACAUUUGUAUAAUAUCGACUGAUCUGAAAGAUGUCCGGGUAAUGGUACAGAUCACGUUUGUAAAGUAUUUGGGGGAAACAAUGAGCUACAUGUAAUACUAACACGCAGAAAACAUGCAGUGUUAAGGUGUGGCAGUGAACACGUGCAGGCGGUGACUACUAGGAAAAUGGCAGUACGUGACACAUAAAGUGUUUGAUACUAUAAACAUUGACUUUUAUCUACAUGUAAAAGAACUUACGUUAUCAAAAACAGAUAUACACACAGAAGGGGAUUUUUGUGUAUAACUAGAAUUUUAUAUACAUUGCACUAGCAUUUAAUUUGCACAAGCGUGUAUUAGCAAUUUGAAAGUUCGAUUUUCAGUCCCCUACUGGUGGAACACCGGAGCGGACUAUAGGAAUGCCCUCCGUCCGUCCGUGUGUCCGAGCCGACAUUUGUAUACUUAGAUGGCUAUAGGAACAAUAGGUAACUGAACUUUUUCUUUGAUGUCAUUCAUUCAGUAAGGCUUUUAUGCGGCUAUUUUUCUUUUACGUGGCUAAAAGAACAAUAGAGAGAACAAAAGAGUAGCCACAUAAAUAACCUACACAUAUAGGAACGUCCGUCUGUCCGUCCGCAAAUCUGGAUUCUGCGAUAUCUCAAGAAGUAUUCAAGCUAGGUUCAUAAAACUUGGUAUGUGUAGAGUAUGCACGUACAUAACUUAUCCUUGUCGGUCAAAGGUCAGGGUCACUGUUGAAGGUGAAAUAAAAAUUGUUUCUGCUCCAUAACUUUUAUAUGCAUUGAUGGAUUAUCUUAGUACUACAGUCAAACGUUCCCCAUGAUGAGACAACGCAUGACUCUAUGCUUGUUGGUUAAAGGUCAAUGUCACUGUUCAAGGUCAGGUAACAGUUUGUUUCUGCUUCAUUACUUUUAAUUGCAUUGAAGGAUUCUUUAAUACUACACAGAAAUGUUCCCCACGAUUAGGCUAUGUGUCGCGCACAUGACCCAUGGUUGUCGGUCAAAGGUCAAUGUCACUAUUGAAGGUCAAGUAAAAUUAUUUUUCCCGGUAGGGGACUUCUGUAUAGCCAUUGCAACUCUGUCACUUGUUUAUAAUUGUCCCUUCUCUCCAUAAACAAACUACACAUAAACCAGACAAUUUCAGGCUGAUGAAUUUUUCAUGUCUGCCAGUUAUGUAGUGUUGCCGCACUGAAAUUGAUACCAAGCAGUAGGAGAUUUGUGUUGAACUGUUUGUUCAAGGCUCCACUUCUGUUCCUUUAUCGAAACGUCAGGUACCACAUGUACAUACGCAAUUAUAUAUAUGUACACAUUUCAUAUCGAUGUCGUAUAAAGGAUACAAAUUUUACAUGUAUAUAGUUAUACGAUACAAACGUAUGUAACUGACCGAUUUCUUGUACAGUGAAACUAUGCAUGCAUAUGAUAUUUGUUUUUCAUGUCCCUAAUUAAUAAGCAAAGAACUAUAUUCUAAUAUUUGUGAAAAAAAAACUGAUUAUAUCCAGGUACAUUUAGUGUUGACUUUGAUGGGUUUCUUUAAAAAAAAUUAGGAACCACCGAUCAUCGAUACUGACUUGACUAUGCCUUAUUAUUAUACAUGCAUGUGCCACGUUAGUCCUUGUUCAUCAUAUCAUCAAUCAAACUAUGCGCUGCGGUGGGCAGAAGCAACUUGCAACAGUUUUGACGAGACUUGAUAAAUUGUAUACGUUUGAUAACCCUUAACAUGCAUGAUUGUUUGUGGAUAGUUUUGUGAUCGAACACCUCAAGUUUGACAACUUUGUAUUACUUGGAACAGUCCUAAAGUUCUGAAGUAAAGUAAUAUUGCAUACUUCUUGCUGCAUGCCACUUCAAACGAAGCACUGUUUUCAAUAAAAGUCAUUUUUCAAAAAUACUAUAGAUUGUAGUUUACACAAAAGCUUGCCUCCACACACACCGCGAAUCUUCACUAAUACUAGACAUGACAUGGGAAGGGCUGUAUGCUGAUGUUGAAAUAACUCGUAGCCCGACCCUUUUGUUUUUUGUUGUGUGUUAAAAAUGUAUGUAAUAUUGUGUGUAAUAUUGAAACAGAGAGCAAUAAAAUAUGAUUAAACUAAACUAGACAUAACAAA